This is a messenger RNA of Symbiodinium sp. CCMP2592, 1533 nucleotides long. Lineage: Eukaryota; Dinophyceae; Suessiales; Symbiodiniaceae. The record is from the annotation of a GenBank genome assembly.
AUGGCGAGCGAAAAUGGGCUCGGUCGGCAGCUGUCGUGUUGGAUUGCUGCCGUGCGAACCCAUUACCUGGUCCUGCUGUUCUUCACCUUGGUGGUUUACUUUCCGCGCCUCUGCCUAAGUUAUGCGGUCUUCUUUCUGGCCCAGCUUCUUCGGCUCAUCGCGCGCCUCACCGGCGUGGCAACAGGCCGCCCAGUAGCCAACCGCAGAAUCCUGGUGAUCACGGAUUACCUUCCGCCCCAGACACACGGCAUCGCAAUCCGCUGCCACGCCUACAUCAAAGAGAUGCGGGCCAAGGGCCACGAGGUGAUCGUCUUCAGCACGGCCUACGAGGCCAACAAGGAAACGUCCUUCGACCAUCCCAACAUCCCGGCGGUCGUCAACCCUUUCAACAUGAAGAACAGGAUAGGAUACACCCCGGGAGUAAAACUUGCUUGGUUUCUGGGUGCUCAUACCUGGGACGUAGUUCACUUGGUCUACCCGUCCCUGAUUGGCACCUUUGUCUUGUCCACAUGUGCUUGGCGGCGCAUCCCCGUCUAUUGCUCGCACCACGUGGAGAUGAACAUGUUUGCCUACAAACUGGUGCCAAUCAGGCCUGUGGCUGAGUUUGGCUUGAGGAUGUACGACAUGCUUGGAUUGUGGCCGGCCAUCAAGUGGGGCACGCUCAACUCCGCACCUACUCUCUGUUUCGCACGGGACCACCUCGGCAAGGAGCACGAGGCCAAACUUAGGCGAGUCCCAUCCGGAACACACAGCACCUUCACUCCGACUCCUGCGUCGAGCACGGAACGAAGGGAUGUCCGAUUGGCCAAGUUUGGUGUCGACAACGAGGAGGAGAAGGUCCUCCUCAUGGUGCAGCGCCUUUCUGCAGAGAAGGGCACCGAGCGCGUCUUUCAGGCCCUGGUGCCCAAGGAGGAGGGCGGUCAAGGUGUCAAGGGCGUCUUGGCGAUAGCAGGAGACGGACCGUCCAAGGACUUCUUGGUGCAGGAGGCCACCAGGCUCCGCUUGCGCGUGGUCUUCCUUGGAAAUGUACCGCACCAGGAGCUGCCGCAGUUGUACAGAUGUGCGGACUGCUUCGUGACGAUGAGCCUCUCAGAGACCUUCGGCUUGACAUGCCUGGAGGCGAUGAUGUGCGGAUGUCCCGCCGUGAUGCCGUUUUGUUCAGUCUUCGAUGAGAUCUGGCUGGACAAGGAUAAGCCGCUGACGCCCAAGGAGUGGCACUACAACAUCGAAUCCACCGAGGAAUUCGCCGCAGCUAUGGCACGUGCUCAAGCCACUGGCCGAAAGUAUCUUCAGGAACAUCCAGUUCGGAUGACCUGGAAAGAUGCUGCGGAGAAUCUUCUCGAGCAGUACGAGGAGUGCAUCAAGAUGAACCAGAAGAAAAGGGAGACUUUGCGUGAACUCGUUCUGUUCCUGGACCACUGUGUAAGGGUUGCCGUUUGCUCCCUGGCUGCGUCUUGGGUCCUUUGCCGGUACUACUGGCCGGUCGUGAAAGGCUUCGGCAGGCAGCUGGGUCUCGAAGAGUUCAUGCGCUGA